This is a messenger RNA of Uloborus diversus, 2673 nucleotides long. RefSeq lists its product as uncharacterized. The transcript has 3 exons. Lineage: Eukaryota; Metazoa; Arthropoda; Arachnida; Araneae; Uloboridae. The record is from RefSeq and is a predicted model, not a curated record. The coding region runs from base 1 to 2673 and encodes 890 amino acids.
AUGUCAAUUUUGGACCAGCCCAAGAUAUGUUCUUCUUUGCCUCGCAUACGUGACCCAGAUUUAGUACAAGAAUUAAAACGUCGAGGAAUUGAACUAACAGACAUAGGUCCAGAAACUCCUCCUAUUGACAUGCUCAUCGGUGCUGACUUUCUGGGAGGAAUAUUAACAGGAAGAAUAGAAGUUCUGCCAUCUGGUAUAACAGCUGUAGAAACGAAACUCGGAUGGAGUGUUUUAGGUCCAGGAAAGAAGAGCAGCAUAAAUAUGGUAUCGCUAUGUAUGCAUCACUCAGAGAUACACAAAAUUUGGGACUUAGAAUCUUUGGGUAUAACAGAUCCCACUGAGAGGAAAACAACUAAGGAGCUAGAUGAAGAAACGGUCACAUUUUUUCAAGAAACAAUUCGGAAAACUGGAAACAGGUAUGAGGUGGCUCUUCCAUGGCUAGCAGGACAUCCUCACUUGUAUGAUGGAUACGACCAGGCAGAAGCAAGACUUCGCACCGUUACAAAGCGUCUUUUGAAAGACAAUUACUACGAACUGUAUGAUGGUGUCUUACAGCAGUGGAAGAAUGAUAACAUCAUAGAGGAGGUGACAGAAGCUGAAAUGUCAAGUUCAAAGGCUUGUCAUUAUUUGCCACAUCAUCCAGUCGUUAAAUCAUCAAGCGCUACCACGAAGGUCAGGCCAGUCUUUGACGCUUCAUGCAAACGCCCCGGAUAUGCCUCCUUAAAUGACUGUCUUAGUACAGGACCAAGUUUAUUAAGUGAAAUCCCUCGCCUCAUAAGUAAAUUUCGUUGUGGUGCCAUUGGAGUAAUUGCAGACAUUAAACAAGCAUUUCUUCAACUCUCUUUAGCUUCCAAAGAUAGAGACUACCUAAGAUUCCUUUGGUGGGAAGACAAAGAACACACUAAGAUGAAAUUUUACAGGCAUUGUCGUGUUGUUUUCGGCGUUUCAUCAAGCCCCUUCUUAUUAAAUGCCACGAUUAAAUUUCAUCUUGAAUCGCAGGAAUUCCAAUCAAUAGUCCUGCAAAACACGAUCAAUCGAAUGAAAGAAGGAUUUUAUGUAGACAACUUAGUCACGAGUGUGAAUACCAGCGAAGAACUGGAACAAUUAAAAUCGCAAGCUAUAGAAGUAAUGCAAAAGGGUUCCUUUGAAUUGAGAUGCUGGGCUUACAGUGGAAUUGAAAUGAUAGAUCAGAAUGUACUUGGCCUGAAAUGGGACACUCAUGCAGAUGAACUUUAUUGUGCUGGCUGUAAAAUGACUUCAGAAAAGGUCCUUUCAAAGAGAAAGCUUCUCUCUAUAGUAAACAGCAUAUACGAUCCUAUUGGAUUUACAUCACCUGCAACUCUUCUUCCGAAAUUAUUGCUUCAAGAAGCUUGGAAAAACAAGAUAGGCUGGGACGACGAUCUGCCUCUAAAUAUUCAACAUAGAUAUCAACACUGGGUGAAGCAUAUUGAUCUCAUAGAACAGUGCAGAAUACCUCGUCGAUUAAUGCUAGGAACUCUUGAGAAUACAAGCCUGCAUGUCUUUACCGAUGCUUCCGCAGAUGCAUACGCUUGCUGUGUAUACUUACGCUCUGAAGAAGAAACGGGAACCUCUGUCCAGUUAAUAACUGCCAAAGCCAGAGUAGCCCCGAUGAAAAGACCGACGAUUCCACGCUUAGAAUUGCUUGGAGCUACAAUGGGUGCAAGAAUAGCAAGUACCGUUUUAGAAGCAAUACAGCAACCUUUAAAAAUUUCCUUUUGGGUCGAUUCAAUGGUUGUUCUAAGUUGGAUAACGAAAGGAGAACCGUGGAAUACUUUCGUCGGUAACCGGGUUACAGAAAUACGUCAACUUACAAAUGUCGAUAAUUGGAGAUUUGUACCAGGAUCUAUGAAUCCGGCCGACUUGCCCUCGCGUUCUUGUAAUUGGAAGGAGCUGAUAGAUAGUCGAUGGUGGGAGGGUCCCACUUGGCUACAAGAAACAGAAAAUACCUGGCCAAAUACUGAGAUUACGAUGCCUGAAGAAGCUUUAGUUGAAAGAAAGAAAAGUGUUAUCUGCAGCACGAAUAUUAACUUACAGGAAAACUUCAGCAAGAAGCUUCUAUACUUUUCUAAGUACAGCAAAGUUAUAAGAAUGGUAGCUUGGAUGCUGAGAUUUAUAAAUAAUGCUAGGUAUAAGUCCACCCGAGUUAUCUCCGAGUUAACAUGUGAAGAAAUACAGAAGGCAGAACUCGCCGUCAUUAAAUUGGUACAAACAGAACUGCAUGCUGAAUUGAAGGAAAAAUACUCGAAGUCUAUACGAUUUUCCGAAGAGUCUGGAGUUUUAAAAGUUGAAACUAAAUCAAAACAGCAGGAAAUUUCGGUGGGAGAAAUAGUUCUCAUAGGAUGUGAGGACACUAAGAGAUUAAACUGGCCAUUAGGUCGUGUUGUUGAACUGUAUCCUGGCAGGGAUGGUAUCCAAAGAAUUGCCAAACUACGAGUUGCUAAUGGCUACCUCGUUAGACCUUUGCAGAGGCUGUAUCCUCUCGAAAUGUCAAUCAGUGAUUUGCCAUCAGACCUAGCAGCAAAUGGGAAGGAGGUGGCAGCUAAUCUCGAUUCUGGAUACUUGGAGUCUACAGCAGUUCCUAUUCCAAAAACCCUCAACCCUGACGCUGAGAUUUUCAUUCCCAUGACCGAGACACCUCACCUCACCAGUUAA